This is a messenger RNA of Gambusia affinis (western mosquitofish), 1299 nucleotides long. Its product is annotated as hatching enzyme 1.2-like. The record is from RefSeq and is a predicted model, not a curated record. Bases 1 to 942 code for a protein of 313 amino acids. Gene Ontology annotation, molecular function: metalloendopeptidase activity; zinc ion binding. Lineage: Eukaryota; Metazoa; Chordata; Actinopteri; Cyprinodontiformes; Poeciliidae. Gene Ontology annotation, biological process: proteolysis. The transcript has 11 exons.
AUGCUCAAAGUGGGAGAGGAAGAACACUAUGGAGACAAUGGGAAUCAGACAUCAGGGAGCCGCAGGCUGGGGAGGUGUACAGAGGAGGUUCGGGGAGGCUCAGCUCCAUGCUGCUCUCUGAGGAGUGAGGAGCUAGCAGGCAGAAGAGACGAACCUGAACUCCAUCCUGCAUCAAACUCCUGCAGCAUCUGGAAGGUGACCUUCAUCAUGAUUCCAGCCGUCCUCUUCCUCCUUUUGCUCUCAAUGACAAAUGUCCUGCUGGGCAUACCAGUUGACUAUGAUGAUAAAUCUGAAAAACCCCUCAAGCUGCUUGAUGACAUCGUCAUCCCCGACAUUCGGGCCAGGAAUGCAGACCCAUGCACUGCCAUAGGCUGCAAGUGGCCCAAAACCGGACGCUUUGUAAAUGUGCCCUACGAGAUCUCCUCUGACUACUCUAAGGAACAGCGCAAGUUCAUCAUUGAUUCCCUAGAGCAAUUACAUGGUGUCUCCUGCAUUCGUUUUGUCCCACGAAGCGAUCAACAUCGUGAUUACAUCCAUUUCUUUUCAGAAGAGGGGUGUUGGUCCUUUGUAGGUCGUCGGAAUGGAGGACAGAAAAUCUCUCUGCAGAAAAACGGGUGUUUGUACACCUCCACUGUGCAACAUGAGGUUUUUCACGCUCUGGGCUUCAACCAUGAACAGGUCCGCUCCGACAGAGAUGACUACGUUGAGAUUCACUUCGAGAACGUUGGGGAAGGAGAGGAGCACAACUUUGACAAAACGGACACCAACAACCUGGGGACUCCAUAUGACUUCAAUUCUAUCAUGGAAUAUGACAACACUGCCUUCUCCAAAAAUGGGAAACCAACCAUCGUUGCCAAAUGCGACCCCAAAAUGCAGUUUGGAGAUGCCGAAAAAAUGAGUGUCAAUGACAUCGCCCGUGUCAACAGGCUUUAUAAGUGCUAAAUUCAUCUUUUGAAGACGCCGGCCUCCAGAAGCUGCAGCUGGUCAGAAGCUUCAUCACAGACCAAACUGAGCUAGCAUAAAAAAUAAUAUCUGCCUCUGUCCUUUUCUUAAUAAACAGCUGGAAUUUAUGGUUUGGUUUUGGAAAAUGUUUUUUGCCACUAGGCGGAUCAGUGAUAGCCAAUGAGACAUAAACAGCAAGCAUCGCCACAUUUAUGUUUCUGCUUUAAUUUGCUUUGGUGUUUAAGUAAUUAAUAACUUAAAUUAAUUGCUUAAAUACUGAGGGAAAUGUUACAGGAAAAAGGAAAUCUCUUCUUUGCACUGAUUGCUUAUGCAGCAAUGUAUUGAAUUUGCCUAAUA